Molecule: messenger RNA, 2586 nt
Organism: Polyodon spathula (Mississippi paddlefish)
Lineage: Eukaryota; Metazoa; Chordata; Actinopteri; Acipenseriformes; Polyodontidae
Product: ribosomal protein S6 kinase alpha-3
Exons: 23
Coding region: 226-2490 (754 amino acids)
Biological process (GO): protein phosphorylation; intracellular signal transduction
Molecular function (GO): magnesium ion binding; ribosomal protein S6 kinase activity; ATP binding
Source: RefSeq, a predicted model, not a curated record
ACAGACAGGUAAGCUGAGCUGCGGCGCCAUAUUGAGAGCAGCGGAAGUAGUGAGUGAGAAACUGUCAGCCGGGAGAAAGUCGACUGGGCGAUUCCUGAACUUGUCUUCGCCUUGGAUUGUUUUCCCCUUCCGAUUCAGCGGGGGCGCCUCACAUCAUAAAUACGUGUCUUCUCCCAGGAUAAGAGUACAUUUCUGUUUUGUACGUUAUUUUAUCCUCUUGCGAAGAUGCCACUGGCACAACUACUAUCUGACCCGUGGCAGAAGAUGGCUGUGGAAGAUUUGGAGACUGAGAAUGGGCAUCAAAUUGUGGACGACUCGAUGGGAGAGGAUGAGACCCAAGCCACCAGUAGACCUCAUGCUCAGGACACUGGAAGCAUGGAAGAGUUUGUAGUGGAUGAAGGGAACAUGAAAGAAAUUACAAUCACGCACCACGUGAAGGAGGGCCACGAGAAAGGGGAUCCGCGACAGUUUGAGCUGCGCAAGGUCCUGGGUCAGGGCUCCUUUGGGAAGGUGUUUCUGGUGAGAAAGGUUACAGGACCAGACGCUGGGCAGCUGUAUGCAAUGAAGGUGCUUAAAAAGGCUACUCUAAAAGUUCGAGAUCGUGUUCGGACAAAAAUGGAGCGUGAUAUACUGGUGGAAGUGAAUCAUCCUUUCAUUGUAAAACUACACUAUGCUUUUCAGACUGAAGGAAAGCUCUAUCUCAUCCUGGACUUCCUCAGAGGGGGAGACUUGUUUACACGAUUAUCCAAAGAGGUCAUGUUCACUGAGGAAGAUGUCAAGUACUACCUUGCUGAGCUGGCACUAGCGUUAGAUCAUCUGCACAGUCUUGGAAUUAUCUACAGAGAUCUCAAACCAGAAAAUAUUUUGCUUGAUGAAGAAGGACAUAUAAAAUUAACAGACUUUGGGUUGAGUAAAGAGUCUAUUGACCACGAGAAGAAGGCCUAUUCGUUCUGCGGCACUGUGGAGUACAUGGCUCCGGAGGUGGUGAACCGGCGAGGACACUCUCAGAGCGCAGACUGGUGGUCCUUCGGAGUCCUCAUGUUUGAGAUGCUUACGGGUACAUUGCCAUUCCAAGGGAAAGACAGAAAAGAAACCAUGACUAUGAUUCUCAAGGCGAAGCUGGGCAUGCCGCAGUUUUUGAGUUCAGAGGCACAGAGUCUGCUCCGAAUGCUCUUCAAGCGAAACCCUGCAAACAGGCUAGGCGCUGGGACGGAUGGAGUGGAAGAAAUUAAGAGACAUCAGUUCUUCUCCACGAUAGACUGGAACAAAUUGUUCAGAAGAGAACUUCAUCCCCCUUUUAAGCCAGCUACAAGCAGACCAGAUGACACAUUUUAUUUUGAUCCAGAAUUCACAGCAAAAACCCCAAAAGAUUCCCCGGGUAUUCCCCCGAGUGCUAAUGCGCACCAGUUGUUUCGUGGGUUCAGUUUUGUUGCCAUUACCUCAGAGGAAGAAAACCAACCAAUGCAGACCACAAAUGUGAACUCCGUUGCACAGCUGCAGAGAAACAACAUGCAGUUCACGGACGGGUACGAUGUGAAGGAAGACAUUGGCGUGGGCUCCUACUCCAUCUGCAAGCGCUGUGUCAACAAGACUUCCAACAUGGAAUAUGCAGUGAAGAUCAUUAAUAAGAGCAAGAGAGACCCUUCAGAGGAGAUUGAGAUCUUGCUGCGAUAUGGGCAGCAUCCCAAUAUCAUCACUCUCAAGGACGUUUAUGAUGACGGGAAGGUUGUGUACUUGGUGACGGAGCUCAUGAAAGGAGGGGAACUUCUGGACAAGAUUCUCAGGCAGAAGUUCUUUUCUGAGAGAGAAGCCAGCGCUGUCCUCUACACCAUUUCAAAAACCGUGGAGUACCUUCAUAUGCAGGGGGUAGUGCACAGAGACCUCAAGCCCAGCAACAUUCUUUACAUGGAUGAAUCGGGGAAUCCAGAAUCCAUUCGAAUUUGCGACUUCGGCUUUGCAAAGCAGCUGCGGGCAGAGAACGGUCUGCUAAUGACUCCCUGCUAUACAGCUAACUUCGUGGCUCCAGAGGUUUUAAAGAAACAAGGAUAUGAUGCUGCAUGUGACAUCUGGAGCUUGGGUGUGCUGCUAUACACGAUGAUCACAGGGUUCACCCCGUUUGCUAAUGGCCCUGAAGAUACCCCAGAAGAGAUUCUGGCUCGAAUAGGCAGCGGCAAGUUUUCUCUCACCGGAGGCUAUUGGAACUCAGUCUCCAACGAGGCAAAGGAUCUGGUAUCCAGGAUGCUUCACGUUGACCCUCACCAGAGGCUGACAGCAGCACAGGUUCUGCGUCACCCCUGGAUAGUGCACAGGGACCGGCUGCCUCAGUACCAGCUCAACAGGCAGGACGCGCCGCACUUGGUAAAGGGUGCCAUGGCUGCUACGUACUCCGCUCUGAACCGCAACCCCAUGUCUCCGGUGCUCGAGUCAGUGGGCUGCUCUACCCUGGCCCAGCGGAGAGGGAUGAAGAAGCUCACCUCCACUGCCCUGUGAAAACACUGCCGCCUCCCAGGAUGGCAAGAGCGAAUCUCGGGGAGCGAGAGCCAGCAGCCUGUCCUGGCUGGGACAACUGCAACCCCGCUGUUGCUG